AUGGCAAGUAAAAUCGCUUCUGAGGACAAAGAAAGGUCCUUCUAUUUGGUCCGGAGCCGGUAUCUGGAGGAUCAGUUGGAGAGGUGUCAGCCUCAAUGUGACAAGCUGGAGACUGAGAACAAGGACCUCGUCUCUGAGUACGAUGCGUUGGAGAAAGACAAGAGAGACGCCAUUAAGUACCUGAAAUGUCCGGUGGUGGUAAAAGAGAAGAAGGUGUCUGAGUUGUCUGAAGAGUUGGAGAAUCAGCAUCAAACGGCCGAAUGGGAAAGAGAGGAUUUAAAGCUGCAAUACAGCAAACAGAUGGAAGAGCUGCAGCGGCUGAGAGACGAGCUGGAUUCAAAGAGGAGGAUGCAGGAUGAGACAGCGGACAAAGGAGCCGUCAAACUGGAGGAGCAGCAGACCGACCUGAAGCAGUCAAUGCAGUGGCUGUCCGAUGUGCAGUCUUUUCUCAGUCAGGAGGAGAACUUCCGCAAACUGCGAACGGAAACAGCUCUGAUGAGGGAAAGGAUACAGAGUAAUAUUGAGUGCAUUGAGGAGGCCGGUGCAGAAGAGGAGAGCGAGUCCAGCGUUCCUCAGACGGUGAAGGAUCAACACAGUGGACAACUGGAGCAGCUUCCAUUCCUGCUGAGGGAAGCUGAACACCGCAGGGAGAAGUUGGAUGCCCUACAGGACAGAGAGGAGGAGAUUUGUUCUCAACUGUGCGCCUUGAAUAAAGAAACCCUGGCGAUGGAGAUUCAGGAAUGCAGCUCCAGCAAGAAGCUGAAUGAGUUAAAGGCGUUAUACCUGCAGCUGCAGAGGGAAUUCAAGGACGGUAGUGUGGCCCUGCAGGACGCACUGGACAAGACACAAGAUGUCAGACAGUGCCUGCACUCGAGGGAGUUUCAGCAGCAGUUGUCCGAGUUGGAUGAGCUGAAGGCCAAGCUGCAGAAGGACAGGAGCCAGAGGACGGAGCUGGAGGGCGUGAAGCAGGAAGCAGUCGUCCUUCUCGGACUCAUCCUGACGGACUCAGAACAAGUGUUCGCCACUCAGUGGAAGGUGCAGAGGAUGCUGGAGAUCCUGGAGAGCAGCGCCCCCCCCCCCUGGGAAACAGAGCUCAGCCUCAGCGACUCUCCUCAAGGACCAAAACCACCAGAGCUCCGAACCAGUCAGCAAACCCAGCAGUCGGACCACAUGCGGCUCCAUCGACCCGUCUGACCCGACGCCUCGACAUGCUGAUUCAGAGGCAGGCGCCUCCAGCUCUGCAGACCACUGAACCAAAUCCAACACCAAGGAAGAUAAGUGUUUUUCAAGCCGUC
Stegastes partitus (bicolor damselfish) is the source of this 1295-nucleotide messenger RNA. RefSeq lists its product as uncharacterized. NCBI's taxonomy places the organism in Eukaryota, Metazoa, Chordata, Actinopteri, Pomacentridae. The transcript has 9 exons. The record is from RefSeq and is a predicted model, not a curated record. The coding region runs from base 1 to 1194 and encodes 397 amino acids.